This is a messenger RNA of Lolium rigidum, 2106 nucleotides long. Its product is annotated as pentatricopeptide repeat-containing protein At2g22410, mitochondrial-like. Gene Ontology annotation, molecular function: RNA binding; protein binding. The record is from RefSeq and is a predicted model, not a curated record. Bases 1 to 1605 code for a protein of 534 amino acids. The transcript has a single exon. Lineage: Eukaryota; Viridiplantae; Streptophyta; Magnoliopsida; Poales; Poaceae. Gene Ontology annotation, biological process: RNA modification.
AUGAACCGGAGCCUAUGCCACCACCUACUCGCCCACUGCAGAUCCCUGCUCGAGCUCAAACGAAUCCACGCCCGGGCCGUCACCCAUGGCCUGCACCCUCACAACCAGUCCAUCUCCUGCAAGCUCUUCCGGUGCUACGCCGACUUCGGCCGCCCAACCGAAGCCCACACCCUGUUCCGCGAGAUCCCGCAGCCCGACCUUGUGUCCCUCACCAGCCUCGUGUCGCUCCACCUGCAGCUGAACCAGCACCGUGAGGCCAUGUCCCUGUUCUCGCGGCGCGUCGUGGGGGCCGGCCACCGCCCCGACGGCUUCUCCGUUGUCGGCGCGCUCUCGGCGGCUGGCGGUGCGGGGGAUCUGCGCGUGGGCGAGUCGGUUCAUGGGCUGAUCCUCCGUUGCGGGCUGGGCUCUGAGUUGGUGGUCGGAAAUGCGUUGGUUGAUAUGUACAGUCGGUGCGGGAGGUUUGAGGGCGCGUUGGGGGUGUUUGACGGGAUGGAUCGGAAGGAUGAGGUUACCUGGGGCACCAUGCUGCAUGGGCAUAUCAAGUGUGUUGGUGUGGAUUCAGCGUUGUCCUUCUUCAACAAGAUGCCUGUGAAGAGCGUGGUUUCUUGGACAGCGUUGAUCACUGGUCACGUUCAGGCCAAGAACCCUGUAAGAGCUCUAGAGCUUUUUGGCAGGAUGGUACUGGAGGGGCACCGUCCUACUCAUGUUACGAUUGUAGGUGUACUGUCCGCUUGUGCUGACAUUGGGUCUCUAGAUCUAGGGCGUGUAAUCCAUGGAUAUGGCAGCAAAUUCAAUAUCAGCACAAAUAUAAUCGUCAGCAAUGCCCUGAUGGACAUGUAUGCAAAGAGUGGGAGCAUAGAGAUGGCAUUUGCUGUGUUCGAAGAAGUGCCCUUGAAGGAUGCGUUCACGUGGACAACUAUGAUCUCGAGUUUCACUGUCCAGGGUGAUGGGAGCAAAGCUCUUGAGCUCUUUGGGGACAUGCUACGGUCUGGGGUAGCCCCAAAUAGCGUGACUUUUAUAUCAGUUUUGUCGGCCUGCAGCCACGCUGGGUUAAUACAGCAAGGCAGAGAGUUAUUUGAUAAAAUGCGCGGAAUCUACAACAUUAGUCCCCAGCUUGAGCACUAUGGAUGCAUGGUUGAUUUGCUAGGACGGGGUGGACUACUAGAAGAAGCAGAAGCCAUGAUCUGUGAUAUGGAUGUGGAACCUGAUACUGUUAUAUGGAGGUCACUCCUCAGUGCAUGCCUUGUUCAUGGCAAUGAUAGGUUGGCUGAGAUUGCUGGGCAGGAGAUUAUAAAGAGGGAACCAGCGGAUGAUGGGGUUUAUGUGCUUCUCUGGAACAUAUAUGCUUCAUCUGAUAGGUGGAAAGAAGCUCUGGAUAUGAGAAAGCAAAUGCUGACAAGGAAGAUCUUCAAAAAACCUGGGUGUAGUUGGAUUGAAGUUGAUGGUGGUGUCCAUGAAUUCUUGGUUGAGGACAAGGCACACGAUGCUCGAAGGGAAAUCUAUGAGACAUUGGAAGGAAUCAAUAGACAGUUAAAGAUGGAUCUUAGAUUAUUCCAACUGGAAGAAAACUCAUUAGUCUAUACAGAUGAGGAACUCUUAUUCUAAAUAUGUAUACUUAGCCAUUUCUUCUUUGAUAACUUAUAUGGGAGAUAUUCCAAAUUAAGAUUUUUUUUCUUGAAAUAGCUUUGUGGCAUGUCCCAGAAUUUAGGAUCUUGUACUAACAAUACUGCAGUUAAUAUAUUGUUCAUACUGUUACAAGUUCACCUGUAAUUAUGGGUGACCUUUGUUUUCUGUAUUAUUAUGCUUACGAUUUAAUGGCAAUGCAUUAUAUUUGUUGUUGUUGAUUGGGGUUUCACCAGCCAGGACUCAUUGACAAACAUAUUGAGUUAUUGCACUUAAAAGUUGUGCAAUGUGUAAUAGUUGAAUUGAUUGGUGAUAUUGGCUAAAAGAACAUUAGAGUUAGAUAUACCACUUUUAGGUAUGUACCAAUUUGCAUUCAUUUUCCAGUGAUCUUGAUCUGUUUGUGUUCUAUACUUCUGUGUGCCUGUUUCAUCAAGUUGUUUGUUACUUGUAAUAGAUGCUGCUUACUGACUUUCUCUUUUGCCG